Acaulospora colombiana is the source of this 1170-nucleotide messenger RNA. Lineage: Eukaryota; Fungi; Glomeromycota; Glomeromycetes; Diversisporales; Acaulosporaceae. The record is from the annotation of a GenBank genome assembly.
GGUGAAUUAUUGGUGUACAAGUUGUUCAUCUCCAGUACCAUGUCGAAAUUUCUGCACCUCCCACCGACAAGCGCCAGGAAAGAACUUAAAGCCGUUCAAGCCAUUAACGAAGAUUUAGCACAAAUCAAGAGGGCGUUAAGUAAUGAAAACUUAGCUGGACUAUUCGAAGGACGUGCACUAUACUUCUGUAGAGGGAAGCAUCGCAACAAUAAAGAACGGCUUGAUAAAGUCGCGAAAAUCGUGAGGACGACAAGAGAGGAAGUACUUCAGCUCGAAAGCAUCGAUAUACGAACAAAUACUAAUCCUGAUCGCUAUGAAAAGGAGAUACCUAUUCUCAAAGAUGGUUGUGCGCUAUUGAAUCAGUUGAAGAAACGGCCAACUCCAAUCGACGAACUGGACGGUAUAAUGGACGAAGCCAUCACAAAGGACAGAGCUGCAUUCGAUAAACGUAUCAAACGUAUCAACGAGCUACAGAGGCCGAAUCCGCAAACCAUUCGAGUUCGGUUUAUGGAUGAGCCAAGUAGAAGUGAGGAAGUUAUAACGGAUAAUUUUCUUGUUUACGGGGAAGUAAGAUGGCACUUGUUGCAAAUGGGCAUUGUCGACGAGGCACUUGACGUAUGGGUUCGACAUUCAAACGAACAGAAGUCACUUAGGGCCCCCAACCUCUGCUAUUGGGAGUACGUCAAGCCCAGACAGGCCAUCGAGAAGGACAAGGAGUCAUUAGAGCUCGACAUUGUGAAAAUAGGAAAUAAAAAGGCGUACAUUGUAGCCGUACUACAAGAUAUGAAUGAUCAAAGUCCAAUGCCUCUAGCUGACUUAGUUCUUCCCAAAGAGAUAGCAAGGGGUGGAGGCAAUUGCUGCAAUACAACGAAAUGUCGUGAUCUUCGCGAGCACUUGAAACAACUGUGGCCAUCACAUGUCGUAACUCAGAUCAUUCGACUCAGCGAGCCUGAACUGAAUCCUCUAGACUUGUGGAACUCGAGCGGUGAGGCAGACCCAAGUUCAGCAGACGUGUCACCUCCGACGAGGGAAGCGAGGGCGAAGUGCUGGAGAUCCCGAGAUGAAUUUUUUGCUUGUCUUGAUGCUUCCAAGAUCGCGUCACCUGCAGACAAGGGCGAGCACUGCAAACAGGAAGCGGCGGCCUACGAAACCAACUGUGCUAAAAGGUAG